Messenger RNA from Exaiptasia diaphana, 1182 nucleotides. RefSeq names its product calcium homeostasis modulator protein 5-like. Bases 1 to 819 code for a protein of 272 amino acids. The transcript has a single exon. Gene Ontology annotation, molecular function: monoatomic cation channel activity. Lineage: Eukaryota; Metazoa; Cnidaria; Anthozoa; Actiniaria; Aiptasiidae. The record is from RefSeq and is a predicted model, not a curated record.
AUGAACUUUUCAGAGAUCGUUCUWGAAAUAUACGAGUAUUUWAAAGGAACGGCUAAGUCUGGAGAAACACCCAUCAAGAGUYUUGCCAUCUCCAUUUCCGUUUACUUUGCUCAAGAGUUCUUUAAACUCAACGUCUUCAUCUGUCCUGUCGAACAUUAUCGUGUUUAUGGCAAUUUAUUCUUAUUUGGUCCUGCUCUGGUAUUAUUUUGUAUAUCCAUUCUGGUAUCAGAAUCGUUCUGGCAUUUAACUACUGGGGCUGUAUGCUGUCGUAGAGUAAUCUGGUGGAAGCAACGUAAGAUCAUAUACCUCGCUACCUUGCCCCCAUUGAUUUGGCUCAUUCUGGUUUUCGGAGAUGCCAAUUACUACGUCUGCGCUAAGAUAGGUCCUCUUAAAAAAGCUGAAGCAGCGGUGGACAACGCUGCUGACAAAGAAGCCYUGGACUUAAAAAUAUCGAACGCCCGCACAGAGUCUCAGAUUAUAGCAUGGGGAUUGUUGAUUUCAACGGUUAUUAUUGCCACAAUUGUCCUAACAAUAGAUCGAUGUAUGUCAAGACCUGGAUCAAAAAUUACAAGACCGGAUGACUUCCAAGAGCUUGAGGCAGACUUUGCUGURGAUGAAUUUAAUAAAAGAAUAAAGCCCUUGGCUGAAACAAAAGCAAAGCAAGUUAUCGAAGAUUUAUUUGAGGAAUUGAAAAGCAAGGAACCUGAGGAGAUUGUGACCCAUGGGGAGGGGUACCUGGCAAAGAAGUACCCCACCCAUGGGGGCAUAAAAGGCCUCGYUUGCUGUACAAUUGCGGCGCAGGAGGAAAACUUUGCAUAAGCAACAAUUACAAAGAAGUCGGGCCUCAGCCAUGCACUGUAAGAAUAACUUUUGCUAAAGUUGCUCAUAUGGAAGCCUUUGAUAACAGUUAUGGGCAACACCGUAGUGAUUACGAAGUCAAAUGUACUUAAUUAAAAAUUGAGCAGUGCGUAUAUCAGUACAUGAUGGUAUAUAGAAACUGAAAUAWAAGUAAAUGUUUUAGCAGAGCAAGCGUAUUUUUCUCGGGACUCUUGUGGAAUACCGAGUUAAAGAUUUAUACRUUUCUUUUUCAUAGSCAAAUUGGCGCGCACGCGCAGUGAUAUCKAUGGUGAACACAGGUGCUACUUGUCUGUUUUUGUUAAGAUAAGAAAACUUAUGACAAUU